AGCCCGAUUUCUUAUUCCAACACGAAGCUUUCGUUUCCACUUUCGAGAGGUUCGCGAUUUGCAGGGUUCGGUUUCAGCUGCUCAUAGACGCUGUCUUGGAGAGAAUCUGCACGAGCAAAGAAGCCAAUAACAUGGGAAGCAGACUCGGAAGAAGAGUUGUUCACUUCGCAAAUCUUCCAAUCAAGCUUCUUAUGCCGACCUCCUUCUCCAACAUCACAGAAAUUGCCCUCAAAACUAUUCCCUCUGCUUCCAAAAUCGAAAUCAAGCGCGUCCUUGAGAGCCUCUACGGCUUUGAGGUCGAUAAAGUUCGAACUCUCAAUAUGGAGGGGAAGAAGAAGAAGCGAGGAGGGCUUUUGAUCGCAAAGCCCGAUUACAAGAAAGCCUAUGUUACUCUCAGGAAUCCCUUGUCAAUCUCUCCGGACGUCUAUCCAAUCCGGAUUAUAGAGGAGGAGAAGAGGAAUAUGAAUAAACAGUCUAAGUCCAGCAUUGUGGAGGAGGGAGAGGCUAAGAGGCAUUGGCUGCAUGGGGAGGAGGUGGAGAAAUUCAAAGCUUAUAAGGGUUCUGCUGAUAGAGGCCGCCGACGAACUGACCGCGCUGAAGCUGCCGAACCAUCGACUAAGUUUCCUUGGAGUAGCAUGAGAUCUGCUAGGUAGUUUGCAGAAGCAUAUCCCAGUUAGUUCUUAAUUGUGAUUUGUUUUGGAUUUUUUUCUUAAACGAUGAUAAUGUAAUAGGUUGAUGAUGUCUUUGAGCUUAAUGAUAACUGUUAUGGAUUUUUUAGUUGUGAAAUGAACUCUUGUUGGCCCUUUAAUGGGGCGUUUUGCUGGGAAGUUCUGUUUUGUUGCUUAAAUCAAUAAAGAAGUUAUUGUAUUAUGAAA
This is a messenger RNA of Momordica charantia (bitter melon), 875 nucleotides long. RefSeq names its product Ribosomal protein L23/L15e family protein. Gene Ontology annotation, molecular function: structural constituent of ribosome. Gene Ontology annotation, biological process: mitochondrial translation. Gene Ontology annotation, cellular component: ribosome; mitochondrial large ribosomal subunit. Lineage: Eukaryota; Viridiplantae; Streptophyta; Magnoliopsida; Cucurbitales; Cucurbitaceae. The record is from RefSeq and is a predicted model, not a curated record.